AUGGCCUUCAGCCAGGUAGUGGUCUCGGAAGACCAGGUGAGGAUGGUGGCAACGGUUACCAACUUUAACGACUUCUCCAUGAUCUCGACCGCGCUGCGGGGCAAUCAUGGCAACGCUGAAACGGUCGUCAACGAGAUUCUCGAUGACUGUGAGAAGUUCAAACGCAAGUACGGCUGGGACGAGAUCGCGUUUUCCUCCGGCCGCGAAGGCGAGGAUCCUUCGACCACUAGACCAAACUACGAAGCCUUUGGGAUCAACACGCAACCCCCCGUCAUCUACGGAACCGAGCCGAAUAACUACUAUGGCGCGCCCUCGCGGCCCCCAUCGAGAGCGAAUAAUAGAUCGCCUAUGAGUCGUAUCGCCGAUAUCGCUACCGGAGAGUACACCACGGCUACCCCGAGCAACCGCCAGGAAGAGGAGGACCAACUUCAACGAGCCAUCAAUGAAUCCUUAACGGUCUCGGGCAUUCAAACUCCACACGCAUUCCCACCGCCCCCUCCUCCGACGCAGCAGCAGUCAGGCGUCAUUACCAACCACGGGGAGUCCUCGGUGCAUUUCGGUCCUGCCAAUCGCCCGGACUACGAUCCAGACGAAUGGGCCAUGGUGCCCGUGAAGGGGCAGGAGAACGACCCAGAUCCGACCCUUCGAGUUCGGAAGGAUAAGAUGCCGGUCUUACUGCGAUGCCGUAAGGAUCGAGACUGGGACCAGCAUCGUGUCGGGGCCCUCUUGAUGAUAUUCAGUCAAAUUCCUGCAGUUCGCAACGUAUUACUCGAGAGUAGUGUGGUUCCCAGCUACGGCUACGGCAAUAAGAGCGACUGGUGGCAAGGUGGAUCGAUAUACGCACCCGGCCGACCGAAUCCCGACGGAUGGAUGGACGACCCUGCCAUAUCUUGGUCCAACGAACUCCAUCGCCUGAUAGCCUUCCUUGAGCUAACAGAACGCGCAUACGGGACAGCCGACAACCUUAUCCGCGCCAGGCACCCGGACGCACAGGAGACUGGCGAUGCAGAGAAGGACUUCUUCCAGAACUUUGCCGAAUUCGAGGCGGGCGAGGGUAACCGCGGGAAGAGGGAAACACUCAUCUCCUCGGUAGAGAUUGUCGCUCUCGACGAUUUCACCCACCAGGGUGGGGAUCGCUUCGGCCUCCUCGACCUCCAGGUACCCGAAACUUUCUACCUCGACCGGUACUUGAAAAGUAAUGGGGAAAAGCUCCAGGAGUUGCAGGUGGAGAUGGUUGCUUUGCUCAAGGCGUACGAGGCCAAUAUUGAGAAAGAAGAGGAGCUUAUAAAAUGGGUCAACCGCGAAACGAACAAGGCCUAUGACCGCAGAGUUCUCAUCAAAGAAGCGGUGAACCGAUAUCAGCAGAAGUUAACAAGAAUCAAGCGCCGCGCCUUUUGGAGGACGCAUGAGCAGACCCCAUUCGAGGGUGAGGGCGAGUACUACUUGCAGGAUCACGCAGGCGAACCGAGUCUGCUACCUGAAGAGUCUGAGGCGGUUACCUACUACGAGGCCAAGCUACGGGAGCUCGAGGAUAGGUUGGCGGAUAUCCAGAGUUUCAUCAACGGUAAUUGGGAACCAGACCCGAGAGCUAGUGCGCAAUCACUAAUGUCAACCGUUCCAGAGGUCAUCCUGCCGGAGAGGGAGGCAAUUCAUGAGGUUAAUCGUAAAAUGUCCUCGCUUCUGACAGUACCUUCCACCGAUGAGAAGUGGAACCCCACACACAAGUACACGCUUUGUGGCGUAGUCAAUGACCCAAAUACCGUUUACCAACGGAUGCAUGUCCCGGCCAGCGAAGCCGGGGCCGAGUCCGCUGACGAUGCUCCUGUGGUCGGAGAGAAGAGCUGGUGGAAGACGUCCCUCAAAAUGGCGGACAACACAGUCGAGCACACACAAGUGACCUACGAAACAGUUAUGCGCGAGACCUGUUCGGUUGGGUGCAAGCCUAUCCUCGUGUACGCGACAGACAAGGCCUUGGAGCAAGACAACCUACCGCUGCCGGACGCGCUCAAAAGUUUCGUUCGGCUUGACAACCGGUUCUUCAAGCAGGAGCUGCUACAAUCAAAUCGGCCUGGCCAUAAGCGGAGCGCUGGCGUUGGCGACGGCUCGCAGUCGAAGCGGCUACAGCGGUCGGCUAGUAUCGAUUCAAUGGACACUAAUCACGCGUCGGCGGGAGAUUUCGACGACGAUAUGCGCGACGCCCCGUUCGACGCCCCGUUCGACAAUGACUCGGUAUUCGAGGCUACCGCCGGCGGCGACGUAACUCCCAACAGGGUUGCCAGAACCACGCAAGAUACGGCCAUUCCAGACCUCGUCGAUACUACCAACGAGACCCCUGGGUUAACGGCAACGAUGACAUCACCACCCUCAUAUGAGAAUUACAUUGAGAUGGAAAUGGGCGUCUCACCGGCGCUCGAGCAGGUGUCGUUGCAGGACCCUAAUAACACUAGCCCGCUUAAGGCGUUGGAGAUGCAGGAACGGCCGAACGCGCAGUUACUCACACGGCUGGGCAGCAAUGGCAAUAACAGUGGCGGUGCUACUACUGCUAAUGGCAGCGCGGGCAGUGGCCCGGCACAAGCUACGACGAGAGACGAAGAGGAGCCGUUGAUUGACCUGAGUGAUCCCCAAGAUACCGGCCCCGAGGCGCAGGUGAAGAGUAUUUAG
Messenger RNA from Chaetomium globosum CBS 148.51, 2661 nucleotides. RefSeq lists its product as uncharacterized. Gene Ontology annotation, cellular component: nucleus; cytosol. The coding region runs from base 1 to 2661 and encodes 886 amino acids. Gene Ontology annotation, biological process: protein deubiquitination. The record is from RefSeq and is a predicted model, not a curated record. The transcript has 5 exons. NCBI's taxonomy places the organism in Eukaryota, Fungi, Ascomycota, Sordariomycetes, Sordariales, Chaetomiaceae.